AACGCCUCAACCUUGUCCUCCGCCACUAGCUCGGACCUCAAUUCUUUGUGCACACCGCGUCCGUAUUGGGCCCUCUGACUCAUAGCAUGUCUGUGAUGUCCUUCCUCCGCUUUGCCAAGGCUGCGCGCAGCCCGUUCGCGCCGACAGGCCUGGGGUCCGUGCGGACGGCCACGAAACGUGCUGGAGGGAGCACAAACAACCAUGGUGGCUCGCCAGGGAAGCGGCUAGGCGUCAAGAAGUUCUCAGAUGAGUUUGUCGUGCCAGGCAACAUCCUCGUGCGGCAGCGAGGCACCCAGUUCCACCCUGGGCAACACGUGGGAAUGGGCCGCGACCACACGUUGUUUGCGCUCGUCCCGGGGUACGUGCGAUUCUAUAAGGAGACGCGCAUGCGUAGCGAACGCAAGUUUAUCGGCAUCGUGCUGGAGAGGGGUGAAAAGCUGCCGAGAGACGUGGCGACACUGGGGCGCAGCCGGUAUUUCGGUUUCGUGAACCUCAAUGCACCUGCGUCUGCGGAGCAGGAUGCGCCGGCACGGACUGCUGCUUGACACACUCCACGGCUCUCAGUGUAACGUAUCUCCACGGUUGCACAUAUUGCAUGUUUGCGUCACUAAUAUACAAAAACGCACUAUCUACAUGAU
This is a messenger RNA of Rhodofomes roseus, 638 nucleotides long. RefSeq names its product ribosomal L27 protein-domain-containing protein. Gene Ontology annotation, cellular component: ribosome; mitochondrial large ribosomal subunit. NCBI's taxonomy places the organism in Eukaryota, Fungi, Basidiomycota, Agaricomycetes, Polyporales, Fomitopsidaceae. The record is from RefSeq and is a predicted model, not a curated record. Bases 87 to 545 code for a protein of 152 amino acids. Gene Ontology annotation, biological process: translation. Gene Ontology annotation, molecular function: structural constituent of ribosome. The transcript is spliced from 4 exons.